Molecule: messenger RNA, 1025 nt
Organism: Radiomyces spectabilis
Lineage: Eukaryota; Fungi; Mucoromycota; Mucoromycetes; Mucorales; Radiomycetaceae
Exons: 3
Coding region: 325-936 (203 amino acids)
Biological process (GO): conjugation with cellular fusion; Golgi to plasma membrane transport
Cellular component (GO): exomer complex; trans-Golgi network
Molecular function (GO): protein binding
Source: RefSeq, a predicted model, not a curated record
CCUAUUCGAGUUUGAAGUCCAAGUGGACUUGAUUAUCCACCUUCAACUCCUUGUCCUUCACACAACAUGACUUCUGUCCAAUUCACAGUAGGCAAGCUCGAUGCAGGCAUGGUAUGCUUCUUUCUCUCUCCUCUUUUUAUUUUUUGGUUGGUAGUAUAGCACAAGGCAAAGGAAUAUAACGCCCUCAUUGUUUUUUAGGCUAUCCUCUUAACAGAGGAUCAUCACCUUAUCGAGUUUCCGUCCUUGCUGCUUCCCAAUGGCGUUACCUCUGGUAGCAUUGUCAAUAUUGCCGUCACUCGAAACGUACCUAAAGAAGAGGAGAAAAUGCGCGAAUUCUGGGACCUUCAGGAAGCCAUUCUCAAUGCGUUUGGCAACGCGGAACCUGAAAACCCGGUGUUGCGCGUAAGGAACAUCACGCAGACAUCCCUCACACUGGAAUGGGAUCCCUUGGUGCUCAAAACAGCCAAGCUCCGAUCCCUGGAUGUGUACAAGAACGACACAAAACUGGCUCAGCACGUACCGAGCGACACCAACUAUAUCAAACUUUCGGGACUGGAUGUGGAUCACGAAUUUGAGUUUCACAUUGUGAUCAAGACAACGGCAGGCAAAUUUGAGUCGAAUCGCGUGGUGGCACGUACACAUCAAAUGGAGAACUUGACGGGCAUCAGAGUAGCGUUUGGUAUCUUUGAAGCCUCGGAGCCAGCCAUUUCGGAACUGAAAGAACUCGUGGACCGUAUGGGGGCUACAUGGACGGAGGAAGUGGACUGCGACACCACCCAUUUAUUAGCACAACUUCCAGGCGGUGCCAACUAUGAUCGUGCCGUGAAGCACUCUAUACCGAUUGUCAAGCCUGAUUGGCUCGUCCAAUGUGAUAAGAACAAAAAGAUUCAGCCUGCGCUUCCUUAUUAUAUCGUCAGUGUCCCGAACAAUGAAUAAUUCUUUUUACCGCUUUUCCAUCGUCUACAAUAAGCCUAUUUUUAUCCAACUAUCCAUUUGUUUAUAUCCUUUUGGGAUCUUUUUUCUUA